Messenger RNA from Eleginops maclovinus (Patagonian blennie), 3795 nucleotides. It is a transcript of the gene dyrk4, whose product is annotated as dual-specificity tyrosine-(Y)-phosphorylation regulated kinase 4. Gene Ontology annotation, molecular function: protein serine/threonine/tyrosine kinase activity; protein serine/threonine kinase activity; ATP binding. The record is from RefSeq and is a predicted model, not a curated record. Gene Ontology annotation, biological process: peptidyl-threonine phosphorylation; peptidyl-serine phosphorylation. Gene Ontology annotation, cellular component: cytoplasm; cytoskeleton; nucleus. Lineage: Eukaryota; Metazoa; Chordata; Actinopteri; Perciformes; Eleginopidae. The transcript is spliced from 14 exons. Bases 479 to 2332 code for a protein of 617 amino acids.
GUACGUGCGUCGGUGUGAAACCCUCUCUGCUCAGCGUCGGUGUUGGAGAGCGCAUCAGUCAUACCGCAUGGUGUAGGUGGACGACAGCAAGCGGAUAAAUGCGAUCUAUAUCGGGAAAGCCCCGGCUGUCCGCGGCAGAAACCUGAACAGGUGGCUCCCUCGGAGCCGUCGCAGUAACGCGCCAAGGCAGAGACCCUCGACAGCUUGUCUCGCUAAUCGCUUCUCUGACGACAGAGCAUUUACCCUCGUGCGCGUAAAACCAGGAGUCCUGCAGGUUUGAAUUGGUGGAUAAGAUCAGUCAUCAGGAUUGUACUCAUCAGUGUUGAUUCAGUCCUCUUCGCGAAGUUUUGGAUAGUGCGUCUUGUUUUUGAGGCUGGAAUGACAUAUUUGGAUACUAUGAUUCUUUCUUGGAUUUUAUAAUCUCUCCUCUGAGUUUGGAUUGCCAAGCAAUUAUAAGGGCUGACAGUGAGAACACAGCAUGUUGCCAGAAAUUAACAACAAGACAUCUCGACCGGAGGCUUUCUCUCACCCUCACAGACUCCCAGCAGAAGGAAACCGUCUUGGAACAAACCGACCGUGUUCACAGAAGUUUGGUUCUGGUGUAGGGACCCUGCCCCAGCUUGAGCCACCUGUGGUCCAGGUGGUGGUCAGCAAUGCCAAAAACCAGAACCAGCAGUCGGACAGCAUCCUGCCCCAAAUUGCCAACAAGGGGGGCCAAAACAACUAUCAGUCACACCCGGAUGAUAGGCAGAAGCCCGCUCAGCAGUUCAGCAUGCGCUUUGGUGCAGCAAUGGAUAAAAUGUCCGUCUCCCGCAACAGCAAGAUUAUCAGCAACAAGCUGGAGAAAGAGAAGGCAUACGAGGGACAAAGGCUACCCAUGUCCCCCAAGGAGGCACUGAAGAACUUCAAGGACCGGAUGACAGAGUUUGAGCAGGAGGAAAUCAUGGACUACGCAGAGAUCUGGUUCCUUGGUUCGGGCUCUCAGAAGAUCGAGGGUUCCCAAGGAACACCGCAGAACAAUGGAUAUGAUGAUGAGCAUGGAAGCUACGUCAGGGUGCUGCAUGACCAUAUUGGCUACAGGUUUGAAGUGCUUGAAGUGAUCGGGAAAGGCUCCUUUGGGCAGGUCCUCAAAUGUCUCGAUCACAAGAACAAUGAGCUGGUAGCCAUCAAGAUGAUACGCAAUAAGAAAAGGUUUCAUCACCAAGCCCUGGUGGAGCUGAAGAUCCUGGAUGUGAUCAAGAGGAAAGACAAAGACAACCUUCACAACGUCAUCCACAUGAAGGAGUACUUUUACUUCCGAAAUCACCUCUGCAUCUCCUUUGAGCUUCUCGGGGUGAACUUGUAUGAGCUGAUUAAAAAAAACAACUUCCAGGGCUUCAGUCUCGCUCUCAUCCGCCGCUUCACCCAUGCUCUCUUGCGGUGCCUUCAGAUGCUGCACAGGGAGAAGAUAAUCCACUGUGACCUCAAACCGGAAAACAUCCUGCUGUCUCAGAGAGGGCCAGGGAACAUCAAGGUGGUGGACUUUGGAUCAAGCUGUUACGAACAACAAAGAGUGUACACAUAUAUCCAGAGUCGCUUCUACCGCUCUCCAGAGGUCAUCCUGGGUCACCCCUACAGCAUGGCCAUUGAUAUGUGGAGUCUGGGCUGCAUCCUUGGUGAACUGUACACAGGCUAUCCUCUCUUCCCAGGAGAGAGUGAAGUGGAGCAAAUAGCUUGCGUAAUGGAGGUUCUUGGGAUGCCUCCAAAUGACUUUGUUCAGUCAGCAUCGAGGAGGAGGUUGUUCUUUGACUCCAAAGGAAACCCCAGGAACAUCACGAACAGCAAGGGGAAGAAGAGGAGGCCAAACUCCAAGGAACUGUCAGCUGCGUUGAAAACAAAUGACGUUUUGUUCCUAGACUUCAUCAAACGCUGCCUCACUUGGGACCCAACCAAACGCAUGACUCCAGAUGAGGGGCUACAGCAUGAGUGGAUCCUGGAGGGAAAUUUUAACAAAGUCCGACCAAGAACUAGGCCGACAGGGAAGAAGGCCUCAGACAGUUCGACCAGUAAGCCUGUGGAGAAGGUCAGCUCAGAGAGCAGCGCUAAGGACAAACUGAAGAGAGACGGGACAGCACCACGAAAAAAGAUGGCCUCCGCAGAGCGACUGCGACCCAUCGGGGCCUCAGCAGAAGAGGAGGUGUGUGAAAAUGAGGGCAAGCGCUCUACAGAUACAAAGCAGCAAGAAGGGGGUGGAGAGAGGCCCGUUCACAUCAUCAUCCAGCCUCAAGAAGAAGCAGGAACAGAGAGAGAAGAUAGCCAGGAGUCGUCUCAGUGUUUGCCCCCCAUCAUGUAACAGGCAGAGCGAAUCGUGCUGCAUUCAUGAAAAGUCAAAAAUGUUGUUUAGGUUUAUAGUGAUAGAGUUGGUGAGGUGGAAGUAAAUGGACAGCUAAGAGAAUGUUGCAUUUUGUUGUCCCUGCACACAAUUUAAUUUAUGAGAAUACGUGUUCUCAUUUACUACAAACUCUGCCAUGUUGUUUCAGUCUCUACGUGACGUUACAGAACAACAUGCAUGAGUCGGACUUUCAAGGUUGAAAGAAGUGGAUGUUUUCUACGGACAGGAAGAACACAAACCAGUUUCCACUUAUUGAAUAUAAAUAUUAAUGUAUACGGGACACACUGAUCAUCAGCAAAGAUGGACAUCUUCUAUUUAUUGUUUUAAGUCUACAGCUACAGUGUUUUAUUUUAUUCUAUGGAACUUUGUAUGACAGUAAAGUCAACCAGUUGUAAUUUUUUUAAGAUGCAGUUGCAGGCUUUAUUUUGUAUUUUUUGUAUGUGUCACAAUUGUUUGCCACACAAAGAUGCACAUGUUAAUUAGAUCAAAUGGUUAAAAUUCAAAGUACAGCAUCAGCUAUUGGCUGUUUCUGUCUCCAUAAACAGUUUUAGUUUCUGUGAUAAAAAGCAGUACAUGAUACGUGCAUGGGUAUAAAAGCUACCUAAUCUUUGUUAUUAUAUUAUUUUCUUUUUAUUUUGGACAUUUUAGCAUUAACUCAAUAUAGGUAAAAUAUUAGAGAAGUGUGUGCAAUAAAGGCUGAGCCAAAAAAAGAUUUUUUUAAAUCAUGUUGACACAUAAAACUACUUUCAUUAACUUUUUAAUUGUGUAAUGCAGUAGAUUGUUGAUGAUUUAAUGUAUUUAUUUUGGAAUAUGUUUGAUUCUGUUUCAACGUUGUUAAACAUCUGCAUCCAACAAUCAUAAAAUAUGUAAUAGAAUCUAUUGUAUAUUUAUAUGUCUUCUGUAAUUUCCUAUGUUUGUGUAUGAUAAAACAUAUUUUAAGAAAAUAUUUCAGAUAUUUGUUGAGGGUUUAGACAAGGUUUUACUUGUUGUGGUGUAACUGUAUGAAAAUAUUGUUUGUAUGUCUGCGUUAUUUUUAUAUUAGAAACAAAAAGACAACCGUGUUCUUGAUAGUUUGUGCCUUGCAGUAUUAGGAAUCUUGCACUUUAAUGAUGUGUGUAUACAUUCAGAUUAGAAACAAAUCAACAGGUUCAGACCCUGCCAGGAUCCCUUUUUCUGACAAAAUGAUGACUCAUCUAACAUUACCAAAACAUACGGUUAUGCCAUAACAUACCUUAUUAACCAGCGUUUUACAAUUGGUUUAUGUCUUUUGUCGUCAACAGAGAUCCAAUUUAAAGUGAAUUCAGACCCUUGCCCUCACUAUCGAUUAACAUAUCCCAAUAAUAACAAAAAGUGAUGUUAUAGUUAUAUGAAUUAUUAUGUCUUUUUGUCUUUUAUGAUAAAAUAAAAUGUUGUUUCAAAGAACA